UUGAUAUCCUUCCUCGGUGAACUAUGGAGAAACUACUUUUUUUGUUGCUUUUGGCGGUGCUGAACGUCGCUCGAGCCCAGGACAAGUCAACCCCGAAAUACUACAAAGAUGGCGGGGUGCUAACGUUGGACCUGAGCCCUCGUCCUAGUGAACCCAUCACCAACCUCGUGUGGAAACAUCAGGGAAACCUGGUGGUGGCCAAGUGGGUCAAAGAUGAAGUUCUGUCUUACUUCAAAACCUUCAUUGGACGCGCAACCGUGGAUGUGACCACUGGACGUUUGGUGAUCAACAACAUGACGAAAGCCGACAUGGGUGUGUAUUCAGUGGAAUUGAACUACAAGGUCCAGAAUGAGCGCUAUGACGCUAUAUUGAUAAAAGAAGUCCCCGAGCCUAUGGUAUGGGUCAGACCGUGGAUGUGUCCCUCCGCGUUGGACCGCUGCACGUUGUCCUGUGAAGGGGUCACCACGAACGAUGGACCCGUCACCUACAGCUGGAAGAAGGGGGACGGAGACUGGACGGAGUCGGGAAAAUACCUGGACAUCACCAAGGAGGAGAGAGCCGAUGUGGAGACCUUCACCUGCCGGAUACAGAACCCAGUCAGCGCGAGACAAAGUAGACCCAAAGAAAACCCGUUCCUAAUACAGGAGCCAGGGAGCUCUAACGUUAAGACGAUUGUGGGUGUCAUCUUCGUGCUCCUUGUUGUUGUUGCGGUUGUUGUGGCUGCAGCGGCGGUUGCGUUAUGUUGUUGCAACAAUCGAGGCUACAACAGACCUGGUAUGCCUACUGGGUCUACAGUUCAACAUGUACAGCCUCCUGGGGUGGCACCACCAUCCGGUACCGAACCGCUUCCUGAUAACUGCUCGACCUGUUUAAAAAUCAAUACAGCGGGAUGUUGGACGAAAGAAGGAUUUGGCUGUGGAAGAAAGACUCAGAUUUAACCAAAAUGGUGCAUG
Messenger RNA from Etheostoma spectabile (orangethroat darter), 953 nucleotides. RefSeq names its product T-lymphocyte surface antigen Ly-9-like. The coding region runs from base 24 to 938 and encodes 304 amino acids. The record is from RefSeq and is a predicted model, not a curated record. Gene Ontology annotation, cellular component: membrane. Lineage: Eukaryota; Metazoa; Chordata; Actinopteri; Perciformes; Percidae. The transcript has a single exon.